Thamnophis sirtalis is the source of this 1323-nucleotide messenger RNA. The record is from RefSeq and is a predicted model, not a curated record. NCBI's taxonomy places the organism in Eukaryota, Metazoa, Chordata, Lepidosauria, Squamata, Natricidae.
CACCCCCUUCAACCAGGGAAAGGCCGCCAGGAUGCAAAACCAUCUUCGUCGGAGGAUUACCCGAAAACGCGACAGAGGAAAUCAUCCAGGAAGUCUUCGAACAGUGCGGGGACAUCACCGCCAUUCGAAAAAGCAAGAAGAACUUUUGUCACAUCCGUUUUUCGGAGGAAUUCAUGGUUGACAAAGCCAUCUACCUUUCUGGGUACCGUAUGAGGCUGGGCUCCAGCACCGAUAAGAAGGACUCCGGCCGCCUCCACGUUGAUUUCGCUCAGGCCCGAGAUGACUUUUACGAGUGGGAGUGUAAGCAGAGGAUGUUGGCGAGGGAAGAACGGCACCGUCGCAAAAUGGAAGAAGACCGGAUACGUCCCCCUUCGCCUCCCGUCAUAAUGCAUUAUUCGGAACACGAGGCCUCUUUGCUGGCGGAAAAACUGAAAGUUGAGCAGAUUGUGGCCGUUUUCAACGCCUCCGCCCGGCAAAAAGCUUGGGACCAUUUCUCCAAAGCUCAACGGAAGAACCUAGAUAUUUGGCGCAAGCACUCCGAGGUGGGUGAAUUUUUCCUUUUCUGUUUUUAUCCAGUCGUUUCACAGCCUUGGACCAAGUUGUGGGGGCGGAGGGAAAUGCCAAGGGGCCUGUGGUGGAUUGUGCCUUUGUUCAGCAGUCUUUCAAUUGCCGCAAUUGUUGUGUGUAAAAGUAAUUAAGGAUUGUUUCCAGAGUCCCUGCAACGGUUUAUACAGCUGAAACUCUUGGGGGACAAUAUCCCUUCCACUAAAACAGCUAAUGGGGAGAAUUAGCAAAGUCGCCUCAACAUUCACGUCGUAGUCCUGGAGUGAAUGAAUUCCAAAAUGAAUUUAAUUCAUCACAAUAUUGUCCGAAAGUGGAGGAAGCUAUUGGACAAAUCUGAUUUGUUUCAGAACAAUCUUCUCCAUCAUAAAUAUUCCUAGCAACAUACCCGUUAAGGAGAUAUUGGAAAUCCAGAUUUCUUAUUUCAUUAGUAUUAGCUUAGGACAGGCAUGGUCAUUUUUCCAACUUGACCUUGGACAAAAUAAAUGGGGGAUGUUUUUUAAGGGUCCACAAUCCGAACUUUAUAAAAUAGGGCACUGUGCAGCCAGAAUCCCACAUUUUUAAUCUUUUGAGUCCUAUCAAGGAUAAGAUUUUAUUUUUUAUUGAUGCGGUGAUAGCAAGGAGCUGCAAAGUUUUUCUUGAACCCAGAUAGCAGAAAAAAACCUACUUCCUCAUCCUAGUAAGAGCUCAGAUUCACCUACAGAAGUGGGAAAGGAAGUCCUCGUUAAGUUAUGGGUUCCACCACAAAACCGCGGUAGACAA